GGUUGGACUCAGGCAUCCCGUGGGUCCCAGCCUCCACCCAAGGGCCCGGAGAACCCCCCAGGUGUGUCUCAGAUUCCCUUGGCAAGGGUGGACUCAGGGGUCCAGGCAGAUUCUCCACAGCCCCUACCCAGGUGGACCCUGGUGUCCAGACCUCUCCCAGGAUGACCCCCUCCCCUGGACCCCUCUGUCCUCGGCCCCCUCCAGCUGCAGCCAUGGGGACUCCGGCGCUGCCCCUCAUCGUCGGCCUCCUGCUGCUGCACACGGCUCCCAUCUGUACCCAAAUGGUGACAAUGGUGACACCAGCAAUGCUGCGACUGGAGACGGAGGAGCAGGUGGUGCUGGAGGCGCCGGGGUUGACUGCCCCUGCUGAGGCCACUAUCCUGGUGCAGGACUUUCCCCUCAAGCGUCAAGUGCUCUACCAGAUCCGCAUGCAACUGAGCUCUGACAAGGGCAUGUUGGCCAACGGCACCAUCAAGGUGUCGGCCAAGGCUCUGCCACAGGCAGCAGGGAAGCAAUUUGUCUCCGUGACGGCGCGGGUGGCCGGCAUGACCCUGGAGAAGGUGCUGUUGGUGUCACUCCAGAGUGGCCACAUCUUCCUGCAGACGGACAAGCCCAUCUACACCCCUGGCUCCAUUGUGCUCUGCCGCUUCUUCGCUCUGGGCCACCUCAUGGAGCCAGUGCCCAAGACAAUCAUUGUGGAGAUCAAGACUCCCGACAAUGUCAUCAUCAAGCAAGUGCCUGUGUCCUCGCCGAUGAAGACGGGCAUCUUCUCCCUCAACCACAAUCUGCCUGAGAUUGUCAGCAUGGGAACAUGGACAAUAUCAGCCAAAUUCGAAGACUCACCAGGACGGGUCUUCAGCACCCAAUUCGAAGUCAAGGAGUAUGUGCUGCCAAGCUUUGAGGUGGUCUUGGACCCGAAGGAGAAAUUCCUCUACAUUGAUCAGAAGGAGGAUUUCAAAGUGUCCAUCACAGCCAGAUAUCUGUACGGGAAGCGCCUGCAGGGCACGGCCUUUGCCCUCUUUGGCGUCAUGGUGGACGAUGAGAAGAGGAGCAUCCCCCAGUCCCUGCAGCGCAUCCAGGUGAUCAACGGGGACGGAGAAGCCACGCUGUCCAUGGCCACACUGCGGCAGCGUUUCGCCAACCCGCAGGAGCUGGUGGGACAUUCACUCUACAUCUCCGUCACUGUAAUCACUGAGUCAGGCAGUGACAUGGUGGAGGCCCAGCGCAGCGGCAUCCGCAUUGUGACAUCCCCAUACACCAUCCACUUCACCCACACCCCCAAGUACUUCAAGCCAGGGAUGCCCUUCAACCUUAUGGUUUACGUCACUAAUCCAGAUGAGUCCCCAGCUCCGCGUGUCGCCGUCAAGGCUGAUGGCUUUCAAGGUCUUGCCUCCACCCAGCGUGAUGGUGUAGCCAGACUGGUCCUCAACAUGCCAGGCAACAAGGAUGCUGUCUCCAUCACCGUGCGGACAGACCAGCCGGGGCUGCCUCUGGACCGCCAGGCCUCACGACAGAUGACUGCCGAGGCUUACCGCAGCCAGGGCAGGUCUGGCAACCUCCUCCACCUCGCUGUGGGGGCCACUGAGCUGAGCCCUGGUGACAACCUUCCUGUGAACUUCCACGUCAAGUGCAAGAGCAACGCCGUGUGUGACUCCAUCCCAUACUUCACCUACCUGAUCAUGAGCAAGGGACGCAUCAUCCAUGUGGGGAGACAGCGACACGAGGCUGGGCAGAGCCUGGUCACCAUGUCGCUGCCCGUGACGACUGAGCUCAUCCCCUCCUUCCGCAUUGUGGCCUACUACUACGUGCUGCCCAAUGAAAUCGUUGCUGACUCCGUCUGGAUUGACGUCAAGGACACUUGCAUGGGCACUCAGCUGGUGGUGAAGGGAGCGACGGAGGAUGACAACCGGGAGCAUGAACCGGGGACACCCAUGCGGCUGCACAUCGAGGGUGACCAUAAUGCCCAUGUGGGGUUAGUGGCUGUGGACAAGGGGGUCUUUGUCCUCAGCAAGAAGAACAAGCUCACCCAGACUAAGGUUUGGGACACAGUGGAGAAGAGUGACAUUGGCUGCACCCCAGGCAGUGGGAAGGACAACGUGGGAGUCUUUGCUGAUGCUGGCCUCAGCCUGGUCACCACUGUGAAGAUCACCACGCCACAGCGAGCAGAGAUCCAGUGUCCUCAGCCCACGAAACGCAAGCGCCGCUCCUUGCAGCUCAUUGAGUACAAAGGCACCAAAGCGGCUGAGUACACAGACAAGGUGCUGCGCAAGUGUUGUGAGGAUGGCAUGAAAGAAAACCCCAUGGGCCACAGCUGUGAGCAUCGGACCAACUACAUCCAGGACGGAGAAGCCUGUGUCCGGGCCUUCCUUGACUGCUGCAACUACAUCAAGGGCAUCCGUGACCAGAAGCAACGCCAGCUCCACCUCGAGCUGGCUCGAAGGGCCGGGGCCCUGAGGCCACGAUCGAGAGGAAUGCCGCCAUCCCCAGGCGAGGUGGACGAUGGCUUUCUGGAUGAUGAGGGCAUCACCUCACGGAGCCUCUUCCCGGAGAGCUGGCUGUGGCAGGUGGAGACGCUGACAGAGCCGCCCAAUAAGCUGGGAAUCUCCACCAAGACUCUUCCUGUGUACCUGAAGGACUCCAUCACCACAUGGGAGGUCCUGGCUGUCAGUCUCUCACAGACCAAGGGGCUGUGUGUGGCUGACCCCUACGAGAUCACAGUGAUGAAGACUUUCUUCAUCGACUUGCGCCUGCCCUACUCUGUGGUGAGGAACGAGCAGGUGGAGAUCCGUGCCAUCCUCUACAAUUACUGGACGCAAGACAUCACGGUGCGCGUGGAGCUGAUGCACAACCCAGCCCUGUGCAGCGCCUCCACCUCCAAGUCACGUUACCAACAGAUCCUCAACCUGAAAGCCCAGUCGUCAUGGGCUGUGCCCUUUGUCAUUGUGCCCUUGCAACUGGGGCUACAUGACAUCGAGGUGAAAGCAGCUGUCCGAGGCAAGUUUGUGGCUGAUGGUGUCAAGAAGAAGCUCAAAGUUGUGCCUGAAGGGAUGAGGUUGGAGAAGACGGUGAAAAUAGUCGAGUUGGACCCAAAGACGAAGGGAAUCAAUGGUGUACAGGAAGAGAAGGUGAAGGCAGCAGACCUCUCUGACAUUGUCCCAAACACCGAGUCGGAGACCAAAGUCAGCAUCCAAGGCAACCCUGUGUCCAUCAUGGUGGAGAAAGCCAUUGAUGGGGACAAGCUGAAGCACCUCAUUGUGACACCAGCGGGCUGCGGGGAACAGAACAUGAUUGGGAUGACACCCACUGUCAUUGCCAUCCACUACCUGGACAGCACGUUGCAGUGGGAGAGCCUCGGCUUUGACCGCCGCGCUGAGGCCAUUGACUUGAUUAAAAAGGGUUACACCCAGCAACUUGCUUUCCGAAAAGAUGACAGCUCCUAUGCCGCCUUCAAGGAUCGCCCGUCAAGCACCUGGUUGACAGCCUACGUGGUCAAAGUCUUUGCCAUGGCCAUCAAACUGGUAGACAUUGAGCCAGAGGUGGUUUGUGGUGCUGUGAAGUGGCUCAUCCUGGAGAAGCAGAAACCAGACGGAGUUUUCCAAGAAGAUGCUCCCGUCAUACAUAAGGAGAUGGUGGGAGGCUACCAAGGUGCUGAGCCUGAGGUGUCACUGACGGCCUUUGUCGCUAUCGCGCUGCAUGAGGCCCAAGAGGUCUGCAAGAAGCAUGUCAACAACUUGGACGGGAGCAUCUCCAAAGCCACUGACUACCUUUCCCGGAGGUACCAAUCGCUGGCCCGACCCUACACGGUGGCCCUGACCUCCUACGCCUUGGCCCUGACAGGGAAACUCAAGAGCGAGAAAGUUCUCAUGAAGUUUUCCAAAGAGGGCAAAAGCUGGGAGGAACGUGACGCCCGUACCUACAACAUCGAGGGCACGUCCUACGCGUUGCUGGCCUUGCUGCAAAUGGAGAAGUGGGAGCUGACGGGGCCAGUGGCCCGCUGGCUUGCCCAGCAGAACUACUUUGGUGGUGGCUAUGGAUCCACUCAGGCCACCAUCCUGGUAUUCCAAGCAUUGGCCCAGUACCAGCUGGCAUUUCAGCGGGAGCUCGAGCUCAACCUGGACGUGUCGGUGCUGCUGCCGCGCCGUGCCAACGCCAACACCUUCCGUAUUGAGAACCGCAACGCCCUGGUGGCACGCUCGGCCGAGACCAAAUUCAACGAGGACUUCACUGUGAAAGCAGAGGGUGUGGGCAAGGCAACGAUGACGGUGGUAACCGUCUACAACGCCAAGGUCCCUGACAAGGAGAACAAGUGUGACAGUUUCGACCUGCGGGUGCAGGUAGAGGACGUCAAGACAGGCAAGGAACAGGACGGUGUCCUCCGCUCUGUGAAGAUCACCAUCUGCGCCAGGUUCCUGGGUGACGUGAGUGCCACCAUGUCCAUCCUUGAUGUCUCCAUGCUCACGGGCUUCUCGCCUGACCUCCAAGACCUGAAGAGGCUCACAGAUGGGGUGGACAGGUACAUCUCCAAGUUUGAGAUUGACCAAGCACUGUCGGACCGCAGCAACCUCGUCAUCUACCUUGACAAGAUCUCACACAAGGCCGAGGAGUGUUUCUCCUUCAAGGCCCACCAGCGAUUCCAGGUGGGCUUGAUCCAGCCUGCGGCCGUCACCGUCUACAGUUACUACAAGAUUGACGACCGCUGCACCCGUUUCUACCAUCCGGACAAGGACAGUGGGAAACUGAGCAAGAUCUGCCAUGGGGAUGUGUGCCGCUGCGCCGAAGAAAACUGUUUCAUGCGGCACAAGCAAGAUGUCCCGGUCACCGUCAACCAGCGCAUCGAGCGUGCCUGCGAGCCGGGAGUUGACUAUGUGUACAAGGUGAAGCUGGUGGCAAUGGAAGAGUCUCCAUCCCAUGACAACUACAUCAUGACCAUCCUCUCUGUCAUCAAGAUGGGCACCGAUGAGGACCCCGCAGAGAGCAACCGGACCUUUGUGAGUCACCGUCAGUGCCGAGAUGCUCUGAAGCUCCAGAUUGGCCAGGACUACUUGGUCUGGGGGCUGGCCACGGACCUGUGGGCCACGGGCAGCCGCUUCUCCUACAUCAUCGGCAAGGACACGUGGCUGGAGAUGUGGCCCUCGGAGGUGGCGUGCCAGGAGCCCGACCUUCAGCCCCUCUGCCAGGACUUCAUUGAGUUUGCCGAAGCCAUGACUAUGUUUGGGUGUCCAUCCUGAGCGCGUGCACCUGGCACCCGUGGGUGCCUCCCACCCUGCCCUCCCUUGCUGUUCCCCUUUCCUUCUUUUUUGGAUUAAGAAAAGUCCUUUCUGACAA
Colius striatus (speckled mousebird) is the source of this 5325-nucleotide messenger RNA. It is a transcript of the gene C3, whose product is annotated as complement C3. Gene Ontology annotation, cellular component: extracellular region. The transcript is spliced from 41 exons. Bases 162 to 5228 code for a protein of 1688 amino acids. NCBI's taxonomy places the organism in Eukaryota, Metazoa, Chordata, Aves, Coliiformes, Coliidae. Gene Ontology annotation, biological process: inflammatory response; complement activation. Gene Ontology annotation, molecular function: protein binding; endopeptidase inhibitor activity. The record is from RefSeq and is a predicted model, not a curated record.